GCUGUGAACGCCAUGUUUAUUUUUGUUCUCCCAUGGUUCAUCGCCCCGUCUGCUAUUUCAUGCUUUCCCUGACAUGACUACGUGACAUUAGUUAUCAGAAACCUCAUAUACUGUAACAUCCAACUUUUUGAAGGAAACAAUGACAGAAGGUAACAUUUUUUCUCGCGAAACAGCUCGAGCUGCAUUGAACUGCAUUUUGAAAGCCAUUGACCAAUCUGAGAAUGCAUCAAAAAUCAAGGAAGCUAGAGACAAUGCUGGGAAUGACAUGAUAAAACGGAUGCAGUUUGUUUUCCCCAUUGUUAUGAUGCUUCAAAUGGAUGUCAUAAAAGAGUAUGGAUUUUCCGAAGGAAGGCAUGGUAUUAUCCAGUUUGGACAGCUUGUUCGAGCCUUAGAGCGAGAGGAUGCUGAAAUAGCUUUACUGCACAGUAAAGUAAGAUCUCACUUUCUCCCUGAUAUACCCUCAAGCUCGGGAGCAUCUUUAUGACUUAUGGCCUUGUUUUUAUCAUCUCCGUAACUUUUGCAUUUAUCAAUGUAUUAAUUCUGUAAUUUAAGUGGAAUACCUUUUCAAAUCCAAACUACUUUGAAAGCCAUUUUAAUUUAUAUUUCGUAGUUCACCUAAUGUUGGAUAAUUUUAAUAUUAGAAUUAUAGAUCAGUAUUAAGUAAAGCCUGCAGUUUAACAACGUUUUUUUUUCUGACGGUAACUUUAUUCAGUGCUACAUUGUUUGAGAAAUAAUUUGCAACAAAUAAAACUUUGGGACAAAAA
Molecule: messenger RNA, 764 nt
Organism: Frankliniella occidentalis (western flower thrips)
Lineage: Eukaryota; Metazoa; Arthropoda; Insecta; Thysanoptera; Thripidae
Product: protein C10
Exons: 3
Coding region: 140-484 (114 amino acids)
Biological process (GO): post-embryonic development
Source: RefSeq, a predicted model, not a curated record